AUGAGCCUCGCUGAAUCGCCGGCGUUGAAGAGGGGACAGCAGCUGUCGACAGCUGGCGACGUCGCCUACAACAGCAGCUUCCGUGCUCCCGCCUCUCGGCCUGGCCAAGACGCGAGCUUGGAGCCCACCAUGGACACGGGCAGCAGCACAAAGACGAGCACGAGCGCCAGGGGCAAGAAACGAUCCCUGUUUGGCUUUGGCAGGAAAAAGGAAGACGGCCCAUUGAUGCCGCAGAGCUGCAAAGCCACCGACACGCAGCCCGACGCCGACGCAGCCCGAGUCGCCCACAUGACCAUGACCGCCAAGGCGUCGACUUCGACUACGACGUCCACAACACCCGCCAAGUCUCCCACACGCGCGCGCACCGCUGAGCAUGCCGUGCUUGUGCUCCCAUCCUCGCCGAGCCGCGCCCUCUGCAGCUCCUCCCCGCGCGUCUCCUCACCGGCCGGCUCGCAGAUUUUCGAGAGGGACGUCCAGGACAGCACCGUGCUCAAGCCCAGCUCGCCCGCCAUCCCGACCCACAUCCAAACCGAAAACUACAUACCCCCCGUGCUCGACGAUGCCUCGGAAGCCAUCACCAACGACAAGCUGGAUCCCGACUCGGUGGAAAUCGUUACACAUUCGUCACACCAGCCCGCGUCGGUGACUGUCACGGGGGCCGCAGGGGGAGCAGCAGCAGCAGCAGCAGCAGCAGCAGCAGCAGCCACGUCACCGUAUGACAUGGCCUCGGAGUGGGCGGCUGAGCUGGCAUCCUUUGCCGACCGAGUCGGCCUGCCCCCCGACAGCGCAUCCAACUACGGCUCCCUGGACUCUGCCGACGUGCGGCGGCUGUCCUUCAUCUCGUUCGCAGACGUGGUGCAGGCCGAGCAUAGCAGCCAGAUGGGCGGCCCGGUGGGCUCCAAGGACAGCGCCCACAUGGCCGGCUUGACCUCGUUUGCCUCGGCCGCGCUGAACCAAUCUCCCUCGCCCGUCCGCUCUCCGGUCUCGAGCCAAGGACCGGGCACGAGCCCGCCGACAAGCAGCCCCGGCAGCAUCAAGGGGCUAGAGAUGAGCCCCCCGCGAAGGCCACUCGGCAGCCCCAACAAGCCCGCGCCGCAAAAUCUCGCAGCCCCCGGCGGCGACCUCAACAUUGAAACCAUGCGCCAAGCCUUGCGGCGGACCGGAAGCACCGACCUGAGCAGUUUCCGAAGCUUCCCCACCAGCCCCAUCGAGGGGCCCGGAUCUCGAUGA
This is a messenger RNA of Ustilaginoidea virens, 1230 nucleotides long. RefSeq lists its product as uncharacterized. Lineage: Eukaryota; Fungi; Ascomycota; Sordariomycetes; Hypocreales; Clavicipitaceae. The record is from RefSeq and is a predicted model, not a curated record. The transcript has a single exon. Bases 1 to 1230 code for a protein of 409 amino acids.